This is a messenger RNA of Cuscuta campestris, 1065 nucleotides long. The record is from the annotation of a GenBank genome assembly. Lineage: Eukaryota; Viridiplantae; Streptophyta; Magnoliopsida; Solanales; Convolvulaceae.
UGUUCUUGUGUGGCACGCUGCUGCCGGAUCUUCAAUUUUUGAAUGAUUGUGGAUCCCAGCUGGCUACUACUUCGCUAUAUGCUUCUUCUAUUUGUUUGAGCGUCUGCGGGCAAUAUGACGCGCCACUCUUCAAAUCAUAGCGGCAUUUCGUUUCUAACAUAUAUUAGUUAUGAUGAGGAACGGCUUCAAACACUCCUGCUUGCAGAAUCUCGUCAGAGUCUCCUCCUCCGCCGCUUUCCCGACGAGGAAUCCACGCCGCCAGCAUCUCAGUCAUCUCCGGCGAACGCCUCAUGCAUCUGCAAUUUCUGCGGCGUCUCCGGCGGUCUCCAAGCCCGACGUUGACGUCGAUUCCCUUUUCUCUAAAGUUUUGGAGUCAGAUAGAGGAGUUCUGCUGACCAGAGAAGAUCACAGAAAGGUGGCGGAGAUGGUUCGUGAAUUGGAGCGCUUUUGCGUGGAGAAACCAGUUAACUGCCCUCUCAUAUUCGGAGAAUGGGAUGUAGUCUACUGUUCAAAUCCCACCUCACCAGGAGGUCUCUAUAGGAGCGCAAUUGGCCGCCUUUUCUUCAAAACAAAAGAAAUGAUUCAGGUUCUUGAAGCCCCCGACAUUGUGAGAAACAAGGUCUGUUUCUCCAUUCUGGGAGUCAUUGAUGGAGAAGUUUCUUUGACAGGAAAAUUGAACGUCCUCGACGAAAAGUGGAUUGAAGUCAUCUUCAAGUCCCCAGAGAUUAAGAUAGGGGGGCUAGAAUUGGCAUAUGGUGGGGAGAGUGAAGUGAAACUGGAGAUCUUAUACGUCGACGAGAAGAUGAGGCUGGGGAAGGGCUCCAGAGGUUCGUUAUUUGUUUUCCGGCGGCGAGAUACUGUUUAAAUGUUCAUAUUAUGUAGUUAACUAGUGCAUGUACAUUAUGUUUGUUUGGGUACAUUAUCAAUUUUGAUAUUGCCAGAAGUCGAAUUGUUUUGUUUGUUAGGAAUGUUGUAAAGCUAUUGAGAAAUCAACUCAAUCAAAAACUUAAACAUGUGAUUAUACACACAUGACUUAUUUUACACUAAUAUAUUUCCUCACGUGUA